This is a messenger RNA of Panicum virgatum (switchgrass), 875 nucleotides long. RefSeq lists its product as uncharacterized. NCBI's taxonomy places the organism in Eukaryota, Viridiplantae, Streptophyta, Magnoliopsida, Poales, Poaceae. The record is from RefSeq and is a predicted model, not a curated record. The coding region runs from base 36 to 632 and encodes 198 amino acids. The transcript is spliced from 2 exons.
CCAAGUCCCAAACUUUGAGCAGAGCUUCCUAUGAAAUGGCAGAGCCUUGCAAUUUACCAUCUCAUGGGUUAUUCUUAUGUCGCGAUGAGAGCUCCAAUGAACAAGGUGGAGAUCCCUCUGCAUCUGCUUCCUUCUCAGGUGCCUCCAGCGGGUCCUUGUGCUCAUCAGCUUCAAAUCUGUCUGAUGAUGAAGCAUCAUGCCCACAUGGUCAUCCCUAUGAGCCAUCGUCAGCAUCUUCGAGCACGUUGCAGCUGGAUGACGAGGGUCCAGUGUACGAAUUGUCCUUGCUGCUAGCCCAGCUUCCAGUCAGGACAGGGCUGUCCAAGUACUACCAAGGGAAGUCCCAAUCAUUCACAUCAAUAUCUGAUGCUACAUGUGUUCAAGACCUUGCAAAGAAAAUUUCAUACAGUAAGAGGAUGAAGGCAUGUAAAAGUUAUUCAGCAGGAUUAGACAUGAAGCAACGGUCAAACAACUUACCAAGGCCAUGCAACAAGGUGAUAGCAAAGAGGCCCUCAAAUGGUUCAGCUGCGAGAGUAAUGUCAAGAACUAGCAACAAAAGCCACUCGUAUAGUGGUGGCAAACCAUCUACACACCAGAACAAGAGAGAUGCACAAAUGCAUAUUGGUCUGUAAAUAAGACAAACCUGGAAUAAGUAAGAACUAGGGUGCCAAGUCUCCACUUCCCAUUGACCAGCUCUGCUUCUUGUGUGCUUUGCACAAGAAAUCUCAAACUAUAUAUCCUUUUAGGAUCAAGAUAUUUUCUUUUAUGCCUCAUUUCUUGAUCCAUGUGAACGUCAAACCUUUUUGUGGAUAGAAUGAGAAAGGGUAAAUCAUAAUCAACAAGAUUUAUGAUGGCAGAAAAUAUAGCUAUCUUUA